AUGACGAAUGUGGAUUCCACCCAUGCGACAAAGUUUAAAGACGGCAAGGACAGUAAAGGCCGCCUGUACAAUGGCAAUCGUAUGUAUCAUAAUACGAUGUACGGCUUGUUCUUAUUCAUUGUCAUGAGCUGCGCAAUAGGCCUGAUCUGUAUCGCGUCGCUUGUCCAGUAUGGAGAUCUGCAGUUGCCACGUAUUACAGUGCACAACAAUAGCGCAACCGAUGGCAAUGGCAUACGCGGAAUACAAGUGAAAAAGAUCAUGCGGCAUCUACCAGAGGCCAAGGACGAAUGGGCAAGCAGCUUUGAGUGUGUAGGCUGGAAAGCUCAACAAGCUUGUUCUCCUAAUGGAGGACCUGAUCCGAGCAAUGAUAGAGCGUGCAAUGUCACGGUGCGUCACGGAGAAAGUGGGUUUUGUGAAGUUCGACAUAAAACGACGGGUGAAGUGCGUCACGUGAUGAAGAUGCACUGUGAUUCGCUUUGUGUAAAAGUUAAGUUCAAAUGCGAAGAAUUUGCGAGUUUAAUGGACUACGCACGUCUAUCUACCGAGUAUGUGCACGACUCGAAUUUUUCGUUUAUUGGUUGCCAACAGCAGCUGGUCGAGGAUCAAUUACGUGCUGCUGUAGCAAUGACAGAGCAAUCGGAACAAGCACAGGUGGAAAUGAUGAAAAAGGAUCUUCAGCAGCUGAAAAAAGAACUGCGGGUUGUUCCAACUCCGCCUUUUUCGUACACACGGGGAAUUACGAUUGCAGUUUAUAAGAAGUUGCUGCAAAGUGUGUACGCAUCGGUAAGAUCGCUGCGAGACAUGGGCUGCACUCUGCCAAUCGAGUUGUGGUAUAAGCGCUCGGAGGUGGAUGUGGCGCACCCGCUGCUUCGUGAAUUGACUGAGCGAUAUGGAACGUACAUGCGGGAAAUGAAAGAUCCACGAGCUGUCGGGUUUUAUACAAAGCUGUAUGCUAUUUACUAUAGCGCAUUCGAUCAAGUGCUAUUAUUGGAUGCCGAUAAUUUUGCAGUGCGUGACCCGACGUUUCUUUUCGACACGCCGCAGUUUCAAAAUAAGGGUGCUAUCUUUUGGCCCGACUUUUGGAAACCAAGUUAUUCGACUUUUAACAUUCAAAAGACUAGCUACGUCUGGGAAUUUUUCGGACUGGACUAUGUGGACAUGUUUGAACAGGAAAGCGGCCAAGUACUGAUCAAUCGAAGAAUGCAUUACAAGGCAUUGAACGUGCUCAUGUACUACGGUUAUUCUCUUCCUCGAACUUACCUGAAGAUGCGGCUCGUGUGGGGCGACAAGGAUUUGUUUCGAUUUGCAUGGCUCAAGUCCAAGAGCUCGUUUUACAUGAUACCGGGGCCGCCUGGCUCCGCUGGAACAAAACAUGCGGACUACGAUCUGUUUUGCGGUGUUACCAUGGUACAACACGACUUAAGUGGGCGUGUGCUCUUUUUGCAUCGUAACGCACAGAAGCUUACACUUGACAACAACCGGAUCUUGUGGACCCAUAUUCAGCAGUUCAAUCCCACAUCAUCGCUCUUAGAUUACAAAGUGCGUGGUUCUGACGGCGGCAAGGCUUUUCCACAAUUUCGACGAUGCUAUGGUAAAGCGGUAAACUACGAAAAGCUCUUUACGCUAAAGCCGAUGAGCGCAAACAAAAUGGCAAGCCGACCGGAACAAAUUAGCAGCAGUGACUGA
This is a messenger RNA of Peronospora farinosa, 1686 nucleotides long. The record is from the annotation of a GenBank genome assembly. Lineage: Eukaryota; Oomycota; Peronosporomycetes; Peronosporales; Peronosporaceae.